Messenger RNA from Candida dubliniensis CD36, 1314 nucleotides. RefSeq lists its product as uncharacterized. The record is from RefSeq and is a predicted model, not a curated record. The coding region runs from base 1 to 1314 and encodes 437 amino acids. NCBI's taxonomy places the organism in Eukaryota, Fungi, Ascomycota, Pichiomycetes, Serinales, Debaryomycetaceae. The transcript has a single exon.
AUGGUUGAUAGACUGGAAACAACAGGGACCAUAACAAUCAUUCCACCUCAACCACAACCACUACAAAACUCGACCAUUACCAAUGUUUCACCCAAAUCAGAUGUAAACAAAAUUUAUAGUCGAACAAGCACAAUAGACACCUCGGCCACUAGCACCUUUGACAAUAACAAGUUACUAAUAUCAACCGUAUUGUAUAAACGAUCACGCCAUACUCGUCAAUGGAAGAAGAAGUGGGUGGUGUUAAGAAAAUGUCAAUUGAGCUACUAUAAAGAUUCCAAAGAGCACAAGCCAUUGAAAGUUUAUCAUGGUGAGGAUUUAUUAUCGUUUAGUAUUAUUCCUGAUCACACCAAGAACCACUUUGCAUUAUAUACUAGUAACAAAGUAUUACAUUUUAAGGCACCCGAUGAAACCAUUUUCCGUCUGUGGGUUGAUACAUUAAAUGGGUAUUUCAAUAGUCAAGAUAAUGAAGACGAUACACAGCUACUAGAUCAGCAGGAAGAAGAUAGUUUGGAUUGUGAGAAUAAGGAAGAAAAUGGGGAGCCAAGAGGUUCUGAAGCAGAUCGAAAUCCGGAAGAGGAUCGUGACUCUCAAAUUUCAUCACCAGUAUCGCCUCCGUUAAACAGUCAACAAACUUUGCCAAUCCAUUCAAUACAAAAUAAGCAACAGGCCCAAGUAAGGCGAUCAAUUUCUUUAACCGAUUCAAUUAAUACUUCUACUGAGUUUUCUGAUUGCAGCUCCGAAGUAUGGUCUACCAUAGAUUCGCCAAUUACCCCAAGUAAUGCUGUUAAUAUGAACCGUGGAUCUUCUUUGUUCAACGCAUUAGAUGCCCCCAACGAAGAAGAUGAAAGGAGAAAAGCUGAACCUUCUUUGUCUUGCGACGAACCACAAACUAAACUAACUAAAGACAAAUCCAAACUGUCAACACCAGUCACUGAUUUAACUGAAUCAGUUAUAGAACAAGGAUAUAUGACUGUGCUAAAGAAAAAAUAUAAUCGCAACCAUACUAAACGAGUUUACUUAGUUUUAACUAAUAUGAAUUUGACAGUUUACAAGACACGAGAAGAUUAUCAUGCUGAUUUUCAACAACCGAAGCCAUUACUGGAGUUGAUUUACAAGAAUUUCCCAGUCAAUGAUAUUUUAGAUAUUAUAGAAUUAGACCCGAUGAAUUCAAAGUACCAAUGGUGUUUGUUAAUUAUCACUCCACUAAAAAGAAUACGAUUCUGUUGUCGUGAUGAAGAAGAUAUGGUGAAAUGGUUUUCAGCACUCAAAGCGGUGGUGGUUACUCAAAAGAAGAAACAAAAAGAAAUGAGUUGA